AUGGCGCCCCAACCCACAAAAGAGUCGGUGCCGAAGAAGGUCAACCUUCUGGACGAAAGCGAUUCGGACGAUGAGGAUGGAGGGGCAGAUAUCGCGAUGCCGCAGUUGAAGGUCAACGAGGAGUAUGCGAAGCGCUUCGAGCACAACAAGAAGCGGGAGGAGAUGCACAGGUUGGAGGAAAAGUUCAAGAAGACCGGCAAGAAGGAAGACAACUCCGACGACGACUCCUCAUCCUCCGACGAGACCGAAGACGAGGACGGUUUCCUAGCCACCGAAGACCUCGACGCCCAAAUCUCCGCCACCCUGAGCGCCAUCAAGAACAAGGACCCCCGUCUCAAUGACAAGGACUUCACCUUCUUCAAGGAGACCACCAACGCCUCCGAGCCGACCCCCUCCAAGAAGAAGGAGAAGCCCAUCUACCUCAAGGACUACCACCGCGAGAAGAUCCUGGCCGGCGGCGUCGGCGAGUCCGACUCGGAAGACGACGCGCCCCCGAAGACGUACGCGCAGGAGCAGGACGCCCUCAAGAAGUCCAUCGUCUCCGAGAUCAACAAGGCGGCCGAGUCGGACGAGGAAGAGGGCGACUUCGUGACGAAGAAGCCCGGCCAGGAGAAGCCCGACUUCAGCCAGGACGGCGUCCACCCCGAGCGCGCGGUCAAGGUGUACAAGGGCAACAAGAAGAGCAGCAAGAAGGCCAUCACGGAGGAGGACAUCGCCAACGCGGACAAGGACCCGGAGCUCUUCCUGUCCAACUUCAUGGCGGCGCGCGCGUGGGCCGAGGGCGGCGAGCACAACUGGAAGGCCUUCGACUCGGACGACGGCGACGACGGCGAGGGCGAGCUCGCGGACAAGUUCGAGGAGGCGUACAACCUGCGCUUCGAGGACCCGGAGAAGUCCAACCAGGCCCUCAAGACGUACUCGCGCGAGAUCGUCAACGCGCGCACCGUGCGUAAGGAGGCCGCCAGCUCGCGCAAGAAGGCCCGCGAGGCCGAGAAGGAGCGCAAGGAGGAAGAGAAGCGGCAGCGCAAGGAGGACAGGGCCCGUCUGCGCAAGCUCAAGCUCGAGGAGGCAGAGGAGAAGCUCAAGAAGAUCAAGCAGGCCGCCGGCCUGAGCGGCAAGGAGCUUGCCGAGGACGAGUGGCUGCGGUUCCUCAACGACGCGUGGGAAGACGACAAGUGGGAGGACGAGAUGAAGCGUCGCUUCGGUGAGGAGUACUACGCCGAGGUCGAGGCCGGUUCCGGUUCCGACGACGAGGACGGUGACGAAGGGGAAGACAAGAAGAAGAAGCGCAAGAGGCCGAAGAAGCCUACGUGGGAUGACGACAUCGACAUCAAGGACAUCAUCCCCGACUUCAAGGACGAGGAGCAGCCGAACAUCACCCUCUCAGACGACGAGGGCGCAGCAGAAGGCGCAGAGCAAGAAGACGACGACGACGACGAGGAAGACGAGGACGGCCGCCCGUCCAAGAAGCGCAAGACCUCAAAGGACAUCAAGAAGGAGCGCCUGGCCUCCAAGAAGGCGGCCAAGGCGGAGCGCGCCAAGCUCGAGGCCCUCGUCGACGCCAAGAUGGACCUCGACGUCCCCGAGGCCUCGUCCUCGUCCUCCAAGACGCCCGAGAUGUUCGGCUUCCGCUACCGCGAGACGUCCCCGACCUCCUUCGGCAUGACGGCGCGCGACAUCCUACUCGCGCCCUCGGACGCCGCGCUGAACAGCUACGUCGGCCUGAAGAAGCUCGCCCCCUUCCGCGACGAGGAGAAGAAGCGCAAGGACAAGAAGCGCCUCAGCAAGAAGGACCGCAUCAGGAAAUGGCGCCGCGAGAACUUCGGCCCCGAGUACGAGCGGUCGGGGCCGACGUUCGGGUUCGAGGACGCCACGUUCAAGGAGAAGAAGAAGAAGAGCAAGAAGGCCGAGGCCCCGGCGAAGGAACAGGGCGCCGAGGAGAACGUCGAGGACGGCGGCGCGAGUCUCAGCAAGAAGCGCAAGAGGUCCAGGGGGAAGAAGAAGGAGGGCGUGGUAGCGGAGGAGUGA
Molecule: messenger RNA, 2028 nt
Organism: Colletotrichum karsti
Lineage: Eukaryota; Fungi; Ascomycota; Sordariomycetes; Glomerellales; Glomerellaceae
Exons: 2
Coding region: 1-2028 (675 amino acids)
Biological process (GO): endonucleolytic cleavage in ITS1 to separate SSU-rRNA from 5.8S rRNA and LSU-rRNA from tricistronic rRNA transcript (SSU-rRNA, 5.8S rRNA, LSU-rRNA)
Cellular component (GO): 90S preribosome; nucleolus
Source: RefSeq, a predicted model, not a curated record